GCGGUUUUUAAAAUGGCGACCGGGAAGAGGUGUAUGUUUACAGUUAUUAGUGCGAUUAUAACGGCUCUUAUCAUAGAAGGUCAAUGUCGACUCCAUCACCUCGUACUUAAGGAUGACAUCCGUCAGCGGGUCCAUCUAAACACAUUCGGCUUUUAUAAAGAUGGCUAUAUGAGCAUGAACAACCUCAGCCUCAGCUUCACUGAUGGGAAGCCGGAGAACAUUGACAGCUCCACGAUUGGUUUUAGCCUAGAUCGUGCAAGCAAUAAUGGCUUCUCCACAUAUCUGGACGAGGGUCUUGACUACUGUCCUCUGAAAAAGGAUCCAAGUAGUACUUAUGCAGGGGUGCUUCUCUUGCUGGACUUCAAAAAUAACUUAGUGAGGAUGAAGACUUCAGCAGAGUUGGGUGUGUUUCCCAAAAUCAUACAUGUGGUCCCCAAAAACAUUGUGGUGGAGCAACAAGCUGAAAAGGGCCAAGAUCCCCAAGGCAAGGGACCAGAUGAUGGAUCUGAGUCUAAAACAGGUUCUAAGUCCAAGCGAGAUGUUGAGAACAAGACAGAAGAUACCUAUCCUCUUCAGAACAAAGGCAAAAUCUACUCGUUUCAGUUUUACUUCAAUGUCACAACGGAUGAGCAGCAAGGCCUUUAUAACUUUUAUUUCUACAACUGCUACUCUUUGCUAUUAAACCAGGACAGCUCUUUGUCAGGCAUGCUGCCUUUCAGCAUUGAUAUCAACAUCGAGGAAAAGAAUCCAGACAGCUUUCUCUCUGCAGGAGAGAUACCUUUACCUAAGCUUUACAUCUGCAUGUCCAUGUUCUUCUUUCUCAUCGGCACGCUGUGGGUUCAUGUUUUGCGUACACAUAGUUCUGAUGUUUACAAGAUUCAUUGGCUGAUGGCUGCUCUUCCAUUCACAAAGUCCCUUUCCCUUAUUUUCCAUUCAAUUGACUACUACUACAUUUCCAAUCAGGGCUUUCCCAUUGAAAGCUGGGCUGUGGCCUAUUACAUUACUCACUUACUGAAGGGGGCACUGUUGUUCAUCACUAUAGCAUUAAUAGGAACUGGCUCGGGCUUUGUCAAGCAUAUCCUCUCGGAUAAAGACAAAAAGAUCUUCAUGAUAGUCAUCCCCCUGCAGGUUCUGGCCAAUGUGGCAUACAUCAUUAUCGAGUCCACCGAGGAGGGCUCCACUGAGUAUGGUCUGUGGAUGGAGAUCUUGUUUCUGGUAGAUCUGCUGUGCUGCGGGGCUAUUCUCUUUCCAGUUGUCUGGUCAAUAAGACAUUUACAAGAGGCAUCAGCAUCAGAUGGGAAAGCUGCCGUCAAUCUGGCUCAACUGAAACUUUUUAGGCACUAUUAUGUGAUGAUUGUAUGCUAUAUUUAUUUCACCCGCAUCAUUGCCAGUCUCAUCAAGGUCAUAGUUCCUUUCCAAUGGAAGUGGCUCUACCAGCUGCUGGAUGAACUGGCCACUCUGACCUUCUUCUUCUUAACUGGACACAAGUUCCAGCCAGCCUCCUACAACCCCUACCUACUGCUAUCUGUGGAGGACGAAGAUAUGGAGAUGGACAAUGUCUUACUUCCACAUUGAAAAAUAUGGUGGAUGUAAAGAAAGACAGGACAUUUCAAGGACAUUUCUGCCUUACAACAUCAGCAUCUUGAUGUGUUUUUAUAGUACAUAAUUCUUUAAUCUCAAAAGAUCAAGGACAGUUUGAUUCCUCAAGAUGAUGGGUCUCACUUACAGCACAGAGAGCCAGUGAUGACGGGUGAUUAUAACGAUGCACAAGAAAUCAUGAAACACUCUUAUCAAUAAUAAGGGCAUCUUUCUUCUAUAUGUGUUUUUGCACACAGCUUUUCUACAUACCGUGACCCUCUUGUGUUCCAUUACCAGCUGUGACCUGGUCACACGGACAGGCUUACAAUGGUCCAGCCACCUGUCAUGGCUCUAGAAGAAGCCCAGUGGGGUUCCUCCUGAUUGGAGGACCUAGUGGCCUUCCUCAUUACAUGCCCUAGCUGAGAGCACCUGUCAUGCCCUGUUUAUUUACACACACACACCCAACAUUUGCUGCUUAUUUUUGAAGCAUUUUGAGUGGCCUCAUCAGGUCAGAUGAUUCAGUGUGUUUUAAUGUCUUCGACUCUCCAGGCUUUUUCAUUUUCCCCAUCCUGGUGAUUUUUCUUUCUAAGGUCUCGGUGGAUUGCGUUCCUCUUCACUCCCUGAUGUCCAAGCCUUGUUCUGUUCCUUGACAACCCCCAUCCUCCCCUCCUUCCCUCAAGUCCCCAACUCCCGUUCACCCCAUAUUCAGCAUCCCCUCAGGCGGCAUGUGCUUUAUCCACCUCCCAUCCCGCCACUUCCCAGAAAUGCCCUGUUACUCCAAAUGUCCUUGUUCCUUGCUUGCACUUUGCCCUUUUUUCUUCUCCUCCUCCUCCUGCCACAGUAUCUCUCCCACCUGCCUUAUACUGAAUGUGCAGAGUGCUUUUUUUUGUGGCCUAUUUUCCCCAAAACUUUUUUGGGUGAUUUUGUGGUGUGACCUGAUUCAGCUGUCCUCAUUGAGUCUUGCAAAGAACAGAAAAGAUGGAUGAUGCUAACCACAAAAAUAGAGAGCACUGCUCUCAUGAGCAUUCAAAGCUUAGGUUAAAAGUUCCCUGAGUGCUUUUAUUUUUUAUUAUUUGUUUAUUGAUUUAAUCAGGCACCUUUUAAUAUAGUGCAACAGUUGGGUUACAUGUAUAACUUCCCAUACAUGUCCUUCUCCAUUUUCUUUUUUUUUCUUUUCUUUCUUCUUGUUUUAAAGAAGUCUUUA
Carassius auratus (goldfish) is the source of this 2782-nucleotide messenger RNA. It is a transcript of the gene gpr107, whose product is annotated as G protein-coupled receptor 107. Gene Ontology annotation, biological process: clathrin-dependent endocytosis. NCBI's taxonomy places the organism in Eukaryota, Metazoa, Chordata, Actinopteri, Cypriniformes, Cyprinidae. The transcript has 19 exons. Bases 13 to 1575 code for a protein of 520 amino acids. Gene Ontology annotation, cellular component: membrane; Golgi apparatus; clathrin-coated vesicle. The record is from RefSeq and is a predicted model, not a curated record. Gene Ontology annotation, molecular function: clathrin heavy chain binding.